Molecule: messenger RNA, 1851 nt
Organism: Cricetulus griseus (Chinese hamster)
Lineage: Eukaryota; Metazoa; Chordata; Mammalia; Rodentia; Cricetidae
Source: RefSeq, a predicted model, not a curated record
UUCGUGAACCAUGCCCUGGAGCUGCUGGUGAUCCGCAAUUAUGGUCCCGAGGUGUGGGAAGACAUCAAAAAAGAGGCACAGCUGGAUGAAGAAGGCCAGUUUCUUGUCAGAAUAAUAUAUGAUGAUUCCAAAACAUAUGACCUUGUGGCUGCGGCAAGCAAAGUCCUCAACCUCAAUGCUGGCGAAAUCCUGCAGAUGUUUGGGAAGAUGUUUUUCGUCUUUUGUCAAGAGUCUGGCUAUGACACCAUCUUGCGUGUCCUGGGAUCUAACGUCAGGGAAUUUUUGCAGAACCUGGAUGCCCUGCAUGACCACCUUGCUACCAUUUACCCAGGGAUGCGUGCCCCUUCCUUCAGGUGCACUGAUGCAGAAAAGGGCAAAGGGCUCAUUUUGCACUACUACUCAGAAAGAGAGGGGCUUCAGGACAUUGUUAUCGGGAUCAUCAAGACUGUUGCUCAACAGAUACAUGGCACCGAGAUAGACAUGAAGGUUAUACAGCAAAGAAAUGAAGAAUGUGAUCACACUCAAUUUUUAAUUGAAGAAAAAGAAUCAAAAGAAGAGGACUUCUAUGAAGAUCUGGACAGAUUUGAAGAAAAUGGUACCCAGGAAUCACGCAUCAGCCCAUAUACCUUCUGCAAAGCCUUUCCUUUCCACAUAAUAUUUGACCGGGAUCUAGUGGUCACUCAGUGUGGCAAUGCCAUCUACAGAGUGCUCCCGCAGCUCCAGCCUGGGAACUGCAGCCUUCUGUCUGUCUUCUCUCUGGUCCGCCCUCAUAUUGAUAUAAGUUUCCAUGGGAUUCUUUCACACAUCAAUACAGUCUUUGUACUGAGAAGCAAGGAAGGAUUGCUGGAUGUUGAGAAACUUGAAUGUGAGGAUGAACUGACUGGGACAGAGAUUAGCUGCUUACGUCUCAAGGGUCAGAUGAUCUACUUACCGGAAGCAGAUAGUAUUCUAUUUCUCUGUUCACCAAGUGUGAUGAACCUGGAUGACCUGACAAGAAGAGGCCUGUACUUGAGUGACAUCCCUCUUCAUGAUGCCACUCGAGACCUGGUUCUUUUGGGAGAACAGUUCCGGGAGGAGUACAAACUGACACAAGAGCUGGAAAUCCUCACGGAUAGGCUGCAGCUCACACUGAGAGCCCUGGAGGAUGAGAAGAAAAAGACAGACACAUUGCUGUAUUCUGUCCUCCCUCCAUCUGUUGCCAAUGAGCUGAGACACAAACGUCCAGUGCCUGCCAAAAGAUACGACAAUGUGACCAUCCUCUUCAGUGGCAUUGUGGGUUUUAAUGCUUUCUGUAGCAAGCAUGCAUCUGGAGAAGGGGCCAUGAAGAUUGUCAAUCUACUCAAUGACCUCUACACCAGAUUUGACACACUGACUGAUUCACGGAAAAACCCAUUUGUUUAUAAGGUGGAGACAGUUGGUGACAAGUAUAUGACCGUGAGUGGUUUACCAGAGCCUUGUAUCCACCAUGCACGGUCCAUAUGCCACCUGGCCUUGGACAUGAUGGAAAUUGCUGGUCAAGUUCAAGUAGAUGGAGAAUCUGUUCAGAUAACGAUCGGGAUCCACACUGGGGAGGUGGUGACAGGUGUCAUAGGACAGCGGAUGCCUCGGUAUUGUCUUUUUGGAAACACUGUCAACCUCACAAGCAGAACAGAAACCACAGGAGAAAAGGGAAAGAUCAAUGUUUCUGAAUAUACAUACAGGUGUCUCAUGUCUCCAGAAAAUUCAGAUCCACAGUUCCAUUUAGAGCACAGAGGCCCAGUGUCUAUGAAGGGCAAGAAAGAGCCAAUGCAAGUUUGGUUCCUGUCCAGAAAAAACACAGGCAUAGAGGAAACAAGCCAGGAUGAAAACUGA